CCACCCGUCCUUCCUCUGCCGCGGUGGUGUUCGCUCCCCGCCGCGCCGUGCCGGGACGCGGUGGCCAUGGCGCUCUGUGCCCAGGCUCUGGAGGUCCAGCCCGAACUUUUCGUUCACAUGGCAGCAGCGAACAACACCCCUCCGGGCUCUCUGGAUCUCAACCAGCCAGGAUUUGCAAAGGAGAUCCUGGGAACGAAACUGGAGGUCAAAUACCUCUGCUCUGAUUGCAAGAAUAUAUUGAGGCGGCCGUUCCAAGCACAGUGUGGCCAUCGCUACUGCUCCUACUGCCUGAAAAAAAUUAUAAGUGCUGGACCUCAGAAGUGUGCCAGCUGCAUUCAGGAGGGGAUCUUCGAAGAGGGAAUUUCUAUUUUGGAAACAAGCUCGGCUUUUCCAGACAACGCAGCUCGUCGGGAGGUGGAAAGUCUGCCUGCUGUCUGUAUUAACAGUGGCUGCACUUGGAAGGGCACUAUUAAAGAAUACGAGGCUCAUGAUGAAGUCUGCCCUGAAUUCCCGCUGACUUGCGAAGGCUGUGGGAAGAAGAUCCCGAGGGAGAAGUUUCGGGACCAUGUGAAGAGUUGUGGCAGAUCUAAAGUGCCUUGCAGAUUUGAGGUUGUUGGAUGCACUGAGGUGGUGGAAAAAGAAGAGCUUCUCGAACAUGAAAGGAAGUGCUUGGCAGAGCAUCUCUACAUGCUGCUGAGUUUUGUGCUCAGCCUCAAGGCUGGGGCUGGAGACCUGAAGCCUCUUCUUGCCCUUUCCUCAUCACAAAGUGCCCCAGUGCUGGCAGAAAACUCAGAGUCGGAGGUCUCCAGGUCCCUGGAGCUCCUGGGAAGAUGUGAGACCCUUGAGAGGAAAACCAUGACCUUUGAGAACAUUGUCUGUGUGCUCAACCGGGAGGUGGAAAGAGUGUCUCUGACAGCCGAAGCCUACAACAGGCAGCAUCAGCUGGACCAGAAGAAGAUCGAGACGCUGAGUAACAAGGUCCGGCAGCUGGAAAGGAGCAUUGGGCUCAAAGAUCUGGCCAUGGCCGAGAUGGAGGAGAAAAUCCGCAACAUGGAAGCUUCCACCUACGAUGGUGUUUUCAUCUGGAAGAUAACAGAGUUUGCCCGGAAGCGCCAGGAGGCCAUCACAGGCUGCUCUCCUGCCAUCUUCUCUCCAGCUUUCUACACAAGCAAGUAUGGCUACAAGAUGUGUCUGCGCAUUUACCUGAACGGGGACGGCACCGGGCGUGGGACCCACUUGUCCCUGUUCUUUGUGGUGAUGAAAGGACCGAACGACGCACUGCUCCGGUGGCCCUUCAACCAGAAGGUAACGCUGAUGCUCCUGGACCAGAACAACCGGGAGCACAUCAUUGAUGCCUUCCGACCCGACGUGACAUCCUCGUCCUUCCAGCGACCAGUCACAGAAAUGAACAUUGCCAGUGGCUGCCCCCUCUUCUGCCCUGUCUCCGUGAUGGAAGCCAAGAAUUCCUACGUGCGGGAUGAUGCCAUCUUUAUUAAAGCCAUCGUUGAUCUCACGGGCCUCUAACCCUCACCUCCAGGAGCAGUGACCACAGAGCCAGCCCCGUGUGGGCCAUCCCCCUCUUGUGCUGCACUUCAGGCAGGUCUCGGAGAAAGGAGAGGGGGCAACACGUGGAAGGGGCAAAGCCCUUCCCAGAAAGGAACCUUCACUCUGGGUGGGAAUGAGGUGUCUGAUGGGAAUUCUCUUCCCUGGUGUGGCAAGACCUUCAUGAGAAGAGGUUUGGGUGGACGUUCACGGUUGCUGGGGUACAAGAAGGGACUGCAGGGACUUGGGGAUGUGGGAACCAGCACAACUCUUGCUCUGCCCCCUUAGUGCACACCUGCAGUGCUCUGUAGUAAAAGAAGUGUUUGCCCUGGCUCCACCUGGUGUGGGGGCUCGGCGCAGCAGCCCACAGCCAUCAAUGUGUGCCUGGGAGCUUCGUGCACAGCAGGGCCGGGAGCUGCGCGGCCGGCUCGGGGCAAGCUGGGCCAGAGAGGUGAGGAUCCCACCGCUGUUGUGGUGCUGCUCCGCACUGUGUGGGAGCAGAACCCCGAGUGUGGCUCUUGUCGUGUGCUUGGUGGCUGGUUUAGCAGCACAGAGUCAGACUGCUUUGGGUCAGAGGGACCUUAAAGCUCCUCCAGUUGUGCUGUGGCCAUGAGUGGCUCUGGCGAGCCAGUACCCAGGCUGGGCUCCAGGCUUUGCUGCCUUCUCUUCCUGCACCGCGGCCAGUGUCUGAACAUGCCCCAGGGGAUGGUUUGUUGGUCAGAGGAGACGGGUGCUUGCAGUGAUGGUGCAGGAGGCCCCUCAGCACCUGUGCUGCUCUGGGCAGGAGGGUGGGCAGUGGGGCAGGAAUCGGUCACACUCCUUCACAGUUCAUGUGGAUCAAGCUUUGAGCCCUGCUUUGAAGUCUCCACGUGGAUCUUAACCCGGGCAUGCAGGGCUGGGACAGACUCUGCUGCUCCAGCAGCAGGAGGGCGGCAGGAGCCAGCGAGGAGGGACCUGCCUGGUACGGCUGCUGUCAUUCUGCUGUAGUUGCAGGCAGGGCCCUGAUUGUUUCUUCCCGGAGGCAGAUGGUCAAUAACUGUGUCCAGCUCACAGGCAGCUGCCUGCACCCUGCUCUGGUGUGAGGGGACCCAUCCUUUGUGCACCCCCCCCAGCCUAUCCCUUGGGGCAGACCCAGCUGCAUGUUGCUGCUCUCACCCUGUUGCCCUGGGAGGAAACAAAAGCCAAAUAAAUCCCAGAACCCCCACACAUACUUCCAACAGAUCAGGCCUGAAGGCAGCCGCCAGCCUGGAAAUGGGGAAGAAAGCCAUUUCUGGACAUUCAGCUGUUGGGAAUUGAGUGUAUUUUAUGGGUGGGAAGAGGCUUGGUGGGAGUUGAUGCAGCUUUGCUCUUGGAGUGCUGGACACCCAUUGCCACCAGCCAAGCAGUGCUGAGGGGCCCUGUUGAGACACCAGUGCAGGGCAGGGGGGAGGUUUCAGGGUCGGUCCCCCCCAUCCCAGCAUGUGUCUGGAGAACGUGUGGAAGAGCCCAAGCUUGGGGUGCAGCUCAGGCUGGUCCCUCCCAGCUGGGCCCUGCCUCAGGAGCUGUUACCUGUGGUGCUGGGGCUGCAGCGUGGCCUGAGCUGUGUGCAGGGGCUGGGGCUGGCAUAGGGUGGGUCAGGGAGCCCCAGCGCAUCUGGGCAGCAGGAGCAAGGUUGUGUUCCUUGAGGAUGGAAACUGGUCAGAACCACCAAUAAAGCUGUUU
Molecule: messenger RNA, 3243 nt
Organism: Melopsittacus undulatus (budgerigar)
Lineage: Eukaryota; Metazoa; Chordata; Aves; Psittaciformes; Psittaculidae
Gene: TRAF2
Product: TNF receptor associated factor 2
Exons: 10
Coding region: 67-1524 (485 amino acids)
Biological process (GO): protein K63-linked ubiquitination; regulation of apoptotic process; tumor necrosis factor-mediated signaling pathway
Cellular component (GO): cytoplasmic side of plasma membrane; cytosol
Molecular function (GO): ubiquitin-protein transferase activity; tumor necrosis factor receptor binding; zinc ion binding
Source: RefSeq, a predicted model, not a curated record